This is a messenger RNA of Columba livia (rock pigeon), 3873 nucleotides long. It is a transcript of the gene CCDC127, whose product is annotated as coiled-coil domain containing 127. The record is from RefSeq and is a predicted model, not a curated record. The transcript is spliced from 3 exons. Bases 210 to 1001 code for a protein of 263 amino acids. Lineage: Eukaryota; Metazoa; Chordata; Aves; Columbiformes; Columbidae.
GGGAGUCAUGGGCUGAGUACGUGCGUGCUUGUACGUGGAGUGCCCUCGCAAACCUCCCUGGUCCCGCCACCUGAGCGGGCUGGGACGGGACCAGACCACCGGGAGCCCUUAGGACUCGGGGGAGUUGGCUCGUUAUCCUCCUGGCUUUCCCCCUCUUCCUCUAGGCUAAUGGGAUAGCCCGGGAGGGGGCGGGGCCGGCAGGUGCCUUCAUGAAUAAUUUAAACGACCCUCCCAACUGGAACAUCCUGCCAAAUCAACGAGAGCCCGGGGAGGAAGGCAGCAGAUGGAACUAUGCCUUGCUGGUCCCCAUGCUGGGCUUGGCCGCCUUCCGUUGGAUCUGGACCAGAGAAUGUCAAAAAGAAAUAGAAAGAGAAAAAAAAGAAUAUUAUAGAAGACAUUCAUCUUUACAAAAAGACCUGGAAGCCAAAUACCGGGAUAUAAUCACAGAAAAUCGUCGCACGGUUGCUCAUUUGGAGUUGGAGCUUGAAAAGGAACGCAACAGAACCCUGAGUUACCGUGAAGCCCUUGUGUCACAGAGUCGCAAGCUAGUAGAAGAAAGAAGGAUCCUAGAACAGGAGCAGGAGAAGUUAGAGCGAGAAAAACAAGUCCUUUUGCACUCAGGAGCAGCAGGUAACUUGUACCAAAGCUGUCUGGCAAAAGAAGAAGAAUGGCAAAAGAGAGCCAAUACUUUACUGAAAGAAUUUGAAGAGGGGCUUAAAGAAAGACAGGACAUCUAUUGCAGUCUUGUUGUACCCAGAAGCCAGAGACUAGAAAUAGAGAAAAAUCUGCUAGUUAAAGCAGCAACAGAUUCUGUUGCUAUGACUCUACAAAUGGAAAGUGGCUUAAAAGAUAUUUUCAAACAUGAUAACUACUGUGGCAAUCUGCUGAACAGAAACAAAAGUCAAAAUGGAAGACUUAUGUGGCUGUAUCUGAGAUAUUGGGAACUAGCUAUUGAACUACAGAAGUUCAAGAGGGCAGAAAAGGCCAUGUUAGGAAAAUGAUUGAUAAGUAGGGGAAGUAAUGGGAUUUCACAUGAUCCACCACGCAUAGUAGGGACAAUCACGGUUGUAGUCUGAAGCUGUUACAUGCUCCUGCUGUGUUUCCAUUUGUACUCCUCGUUGCACUUGUAUUUGCAUGGGACGCAUGCAGUCUUGGUGCCUUUCCUUUCGCUAACAAUGGAUGCUCCAGUGAGCUAUGCAUGCUCUUAAACUCUGUGAGUGUGUGUGUAUUGCAGACUGCAGCUUAGCCAGCUUCCGUAGGUAUCAGAAGCAGCAAAACGGAACUCGAUUUAGAGUGAUGUACCUAGUUGAUGGUCGUACUCCAUCAACAGAGAAGUGUGAUUUGUCUCCCCUGAGUGGGGUAGCACAUUGUGUUCCUUUUCCAUGAUGUUUUACCUUGUGUCUCAAUGCUGUCUUUUUUCUUGUUUGUUUUUUUUUCAUUUUUUGUUUAAGCAAGACUGAUUUUGAGGCAGAUGUUUGGAAGAGACCAUGUUUGAGCAAGCUGCUUGUCAUAUAGAUCCAGCGUGUAUAUACGUACAUUUAUAUAAAUAUAAAAAUAUGUGUGUGUAUAAAUGUACAGAUUAGUAUUCUGAGGGAGGGAAUAGUAACGUUUCAAAUCAAUCAGUCUUGCAUUGUCUUCCAGCUUAAGGUACAAAUAGUACUUUAUGAAAGAAACAUCCAAACUACACUAAUUAAAAUAACACAUAAAGAAACGGAUUGCUGAAAGUCUCAUUGGAGGUAGAGAUUCAUGCUUGAAUACUAGAGAGUGUAUAAACUCAAAGUUUUAGUCUCAUCGUAAUGGAGAUAUGUUAAGAAAACUUAUGUUUUUUACGUGCUCAAGGUUUUAGUUGUAACCCAACAGUGCACUUCCAUUAUGGACAUCACCGUGCUGCUGCCUCUGCAUCCCAGCGCAAUAGCUGGUGCCUGGUCAGCUUACAGGAACCUCUAUGCGUUAUAGCCAUUGCACCUGGCUCUGUUCCUUGGAGAGGUCCUGUCUGUUAUUUGCAGAUAGGAACCUAAAUGCAGCCUGCGCUGGCAGCCACUACCUCCCUCCCAGACUGUCUCAGUUCUCCCAGAACUGAAGUGUGCUUUUCCAUGAGCUUGUGGUUCACCAGUUCACAUGCAUAUGAUCAUGAAAGCCUACAAAUUUACAGGCUUUGCCAAGUUUUAAGAAAUGGGGCUUUUUACUUUAGUUAGCACAGUAAAAUAAACAGAUCUAGAUUUAAAAAAGAAACAAAAAAAAUCAGUGCAUUUCCAUGCUUGAAAUCUCCUAAAAACCUUUGAAUAUUCUUUGGGUCCUUGUAGCAGUACGAACUACCUUAUUUUUUCAAAUGUGCCAUGUGUUUUGGAGAAUAACCAUUUUUUUCUUCCUCCUUUCUAAUCUAGCCUUAGGCCGCAAAGGCUCAGUGUUUACCCUUUUGUUUAUAACAUCUGGUCUUCUCUGUUACUAGACUUUGAUUAGUGUUGGUAGGUUGUCAGUUCUUUAAUUAGCAGUUCUUUAUUUACUGAGGGCUAGACUUGACAAGACAAUUGCUCUAGGCAAUAGCUACUGCAUGACCCAGAAGCAAUCCAUCUAAGUGAACACCCAUCCACAUUUAACAGAGAACUCCAACAGAUGUGGUUUUUUCUUUUAUUAUUUCCUUCUGGCUUCAUUUCAGUCUGAGCACAGCAAACAGCAGAUAAAUCUUUUGAAGUAGUAUCUGCAACCUAAUUCAGUUACUGAGCAAAAAUAUCUAACAUAAAACAAAAUCCAUAACCAGAAUAUAUGUUUCCCAACUACUCCGUUUUCCGGUUGUGAUUUUACUCACCUUGGUGGUACUAGUUAUACUGUCAUAUUGAUUUGUCUCUUAUGUACUGAUAUAUUUUAUUUUUGUGAAGAAAGUUGUAGUAGACAGACAGACCUGCAAAAAAAAAUACUACCACAAACACCAGAAAGGACAAAAUUUGUCUGGCUGCCAAGCGUUUGCAGGUUGGGAGAUGAGAAUGCAAUUGAGUUACAACUCCUAUGUGACAGCCCAAGCCAGGCUGCUGUAGCUGGUCAUAUGCACAUGCCCUAAUUGCCCAGUAGAACAAAUGAGUUUGAACAACUAAUUACCCCGUGUGUAAUUCCUCCAGGAUGUGGAAGUUGUCUGACCACACAGCUGUGGCGUGUUUCGUAUGUACAUAUGAUCAGUUAAACAGCUCAGCUGACAAACAGCAGCCAGUGAAUCAAUGCCAAUGCAUUUAAUAAUCAUGCCUUGACUUUGUACAUGUUCAUGAGUUCUUAGUAUUAAAAGAUCAAGCAUUUUAUGCUUUUUCAGUUUUUCACAGUAUGUCACUGAUAUCCCUCUAAAUGUUUAAAGAAAAUGUAAUCACGAAGGUAAAAUACCUUUUUCAGUAUAAAUAUGUAAGUUGAAGCAUCAUAUGCUCAAUUGUACAGGGUUGGAUGCAAUGUAAUAAAUGUUUGAUACUUGUUUUCACUUCUUUAGAAGUGCCAAUUAUUUGCACAACUAGUUUUUGAACUAUUUUCAUGAACACUUUGUAUCAGUCUAUUAAGACUUAAGAGUUAUUUGAGGAGGAUUUUUAACAGUGUGUAACUGGUUUAGAAGCACCGUGCCUGUUAGUUUCUACCGAAACUGAUGUUUGUUGGUGUGUUAUAUAUUUUUGAAACAUUCCCCCUUUUCAGGUUAUAAAUGUUGAAAGUUCUGUUGUGAGCUUUAUCUUGCCCAAGAGCUAGUAUUCUGGAUUGGUUAUUUGUUUGGAAAUGCCCAUAUAUAUGUAGAAUGCAAGAAUAAUCUGUUUUCAAAAUAUUUAAUGAACUUCUUUUUUCAUUAUGGAAAUGGUCACUCACCUGUUAAACAAACAAUAACAAUUAAUAAAAACCCUUACAUAUUUC